AGCCCGCCUGAAUUGUUUUUUGCGCGAAAAGUCGGUCGGUACCCGAACGGCCGUUUAAGAAGUGUGAAGUUUGAUGCGAGUCAAAAUUUGUUCCUUAAAAGUUUCACUCUGAGUCGUAACUGUCAGGAGGGACGACGAUGGGUCCCAGCAUGCUAAACCUGCUUCGGGUGAACGAGCACUUUCGUGUGUCUGUGAACGACGGGCGGGCGUGCGCGCUGACCUAUUCCGUCCUCAAGAAUCUCCACAGCCGGGCUGCAAACGAAUACAUCAUCCGAAACGAAGGUGAAGAAGCUUCCCCACUUGCCUGCACCAACUUUUCAGAGCCAGACCUCCGCGACCUCCUGGCAGUGGCCGACGAGGAUGGUACGGUGCACAUGUUACGGACCCAUCAGCCUGGCAACCGCCUUGCCUUGGAGACCUCUUUUCAGGCACAUGAGAACGCAAUCUUUGACAUGUGCACGAGGCCUGGGCGGCGGCAUCUUGCCACAGCAGGUGGAGACCUGGCCAUUACUCUCUGGGACCUUGACCACCAGACGGAAGUGUCGAGGUUCAAAGCACACACGGGCAGCGUCAAAUGUGUGCACUUUCUUCCGGGGCAGUCUGAUGUGUUUGCAUCGGGAUCCCGAGAUGGCGCCGUGAUGGUCUGGGACACUCGCUGCUCUGAACCUCAGGUGACCAUCCCCAGGGCACACUGCACGGCUGCCGGACCCUUGCCCAGCAAUAGUAGAAACAUCAUUGGCCGAAAGGUGCUUAAUACACCGUGUAGCGUGACUGCCUGUGCAUUCCGCGACGAGCACUACUUGGUUACGUGCGCAGCCAACAAUAGGGAAGUGAAGGUGUGGGACUUGCGGAAGAACUACCAGCUCUUCAAGAACGACCCCCGGCCAGUCACAGCCUUUCCCUAUGCAGGGCGGAGCAAGGCCAUUCACGGCUACACCAGCAUGGUGCUGGACCAGUCCAGAAGGCGCGCCUUUGUGAACUGCACAGACCACAACAUCUACGAGUUUGACCUGCUGGCCAGCAACACGUCCGAACCCUUGAGGACUUACUGUGGACACAGUAUAAAGAGCUUCUAUGUCAAGCUGGCCCUGAGCUGCGAUGGCCGUUACCUGGCCAGUGGCUCUUCGGACUCGGCAGCGUACAUUUGGCAGGUGGGCUCUCCAGGGUUUCCCAAGCUGCGGCUUCCCGGCCACGAAGGUGAAGUGGCCGUACUUGCCUGGGACGCCUCUCACCCAGCCAGGUUGGCCACUUGCGGGGAUGACUUUCGGGUGCUGCUCUGGGAUGCAGCAGGCGGGGAAGACACGGCGGUGGACUGUACACGUGCUGAGGUCUUCACAUUUAUAGAGAGCGCAGAUCCACCGGUCAGCGCAUCACCCAGUUCGUCCCGGCUUGUACCUCCACACCCUUCCACGUGCAGCCUUCGGACACCGACGAGGAGGAAGGCGUCGGUGGCUGACUGGCUCACACCGCCCACCAAGCGCAGGCUAACUGGUGCUGCCAGCACGACACCGGGGGCUUGGGGGCACGGUCCACGCGUGGAGUGCGAUGCAGUGUCGCCGGAUGGUGACUCGCUGCCACGCCCGUCUCCUCCUGCCGAUCUCGUGCUCUCCCCGAGAAAGAAGGUCGACAACGCAUUUAACCUACCUCAGCGGCGCUUGCUUCCCCACCUCAACGCCCUCGAAAAUGGCACAGAGAAAGACGCCAGUGUGCCAGACUCGACGGCGUGCGACCUGGAAAACUGGCCACUGCAGGCGCUAGAAACGCCGCCACGGCCUGCGGCGUCUUCCGAGACGAAGUUGUCCGCUCCAAGCGCAUCGCGCAGCCGCAAGCAGCACAAGGUCAUGACAAGGCUCUUCAAGAGACAGACGCUCUCUGCUGUUGACAAGGGAAAGAGCAAGGCAAAGAGGGUGCUGCUGAGCACGCAGCAGCAAAUAACAUCUUUCUUCAAACGUUGACAACAGAGCAACGCCUGGCUCGCAUCAUCGCUGCUCGUGCCAGUUUUCCCUGCUGGCUAGCCACUCACUGCCACUGUUGCAAACAGGUCAACAGGAGUUACCUCCUCACUGCUGGAGUGGACUGACGACUGUAUGCUCGACAAGCCUCCCUGCAAUUUUAAUGUCGGGCCAAACAGAGUGCCAACUUUACCUAGUGAACAAAAUGAGAAGUGUAGUACUUUGUUGCAUUGUUUUUACCCCUUGUGUUUUUAUGACGAACUUUUAUGUGACAUGUAUAUGGCAGCACCAGCCAACGACAACGAAUUCUUUGAGCUAAAGACUGUUUUUGAUGAUAUGGAAAAGAAAAGCAAGGAGGCUUCGUGUCUUAGUGUUUUUAUUGUUUUAAAAUUUCACGUUGCGGCAUAUAACGUGGGUGCUCUGGUAUGGCAUUUAGAAUACCGUUUUCUUGACCUUCCCUUUCUUGUAGUGCUGUAGGUACAGUUACUGUGUAUUCUUGUAUAAGGGUCGCUUUUCUUUUUAAAUAUGCUGGCUCGGAUGUGCCACAUGUAAGGUUGCACGAUGAAAAAUCUGCUGGGCUUUUCACACAAAAUGUGAACAGUGUGUUUCAGUUGAUAGCACCUGCAUACAUAUUGGGUGGCAUCGAUGUUUAGGGGCGCAGUCCUUGCACAUGAGUACAUAGACUGUGGCAUUGGUUGUUCAUUGUGCAAUGUUGGUAAGUGUAUUAUGUUGGACUGGAUCAGAGAGCUUGUUCACAGGGUCAUGACCCGUGUUUUGACAUAUCAAGGUUUGUCUUAAAAGGCUUAAAAGUUCUAAAAUAGAUACUACUGUGUUUUUUUGCCUGAAACUUGGUAAAAGCCACAGCUGGUUACAGCAAGUGGCCUUAUAAUGCACUAACUGCCUAAGUACUGGUAAUUUGUAGCUUUUCAGCAAUAGUUUUCACAUCUCCCAUUUAUUUCUACGGCACCUGCAGGUAGGGAUUUGCAACAAAAGCGUAAUUCCCGAUUUUUUGUCAUGCAUGAAAAAUAUCCUUAUCUGAGAAAGAAAUUUUCAAAGACGCAAAGAAAAUUAUGAUCAAUGCAGCAACAUACUUUUACAGUAUAAAUCUUUCAAAGCGCUUUUUGUAGUUUCGUCAAAAUUGGCGUGCAAGCACUUUCCCUCAGUUAACACAGAAAUUGUCCAAAAAUUUGGCACUAAGGUUCUCCAGAAUAGCAAGCACUGUGAAAUUUCUGCGAUUGUGACAGCGAUGGCAGUCUGACAAGUGCAUCAUCUUAAAUCCGGGUCACACUGGGCACUUUCAAUUGCGAUUGAAUUUCUCAACUGCGAUGGGCUCCCUCUCACAGCUUGCGCAAAGGAGCCAAUCAAGAUUGAGUAAGUCAAGCUGGAUUGCGCUAAAUCACGAUGAAAAGUGCUCCGCAUGUUUCUGGUCCCUCGUGGUGUCCAUACGUAAGCUCGACGUCUAACUUGUCCGAAUUAAACAGCAUGUUGUGCUGUAGAAUAAUGCAGUAAAAUUAAUGUAUAGCAAGCUCGCAAAAUAACUGCAAGCUUUAUUUACUUCAUAAUUGUGAAUCUUAAGUUACGUUAACUUUACCAUUAAAAAAUGCCCAACUUUGUGUGCCCCCCAAAGUUGCUCAUUUAUGAAGAAAGACAUCGACUGUGUGAAGAGUGUCCCGAAGUUGUGAAAUGGUGUUUUCUGACCAGCAUACAUACAACCACGCAUAUUGCACCAGCAUAUUGAUGCGAAAAUAUUUUUUGAGGUGCUGUGGGGCAUAGCAUGUCUUCAUAGCGUGUCUUUGUGUACAGCUGUGUUGUUGGGAAUCCAUGUAAUACACAUGCAUGGUGCAAGGAAAUCUUCUUUAUUUCUUUGUUCCGUGCAAGCGAGCCAUAUCAUGCAGUCUAUUGGUGUUACGUGGAGUUCGAUCUAUCAGCUGUGGAUCCAACCUUUGUCCUAUGUAAACAAAUAUUUUGCCAUCUUGCAGCUUCUCAGUGUUCUGAAAUUCAGUAUACAUGUAAUACUGAUAAGAUUUCCCUUGUUUGAGAGGGUUUGACUGAUCUUUCAGCAUAUUGGUCUGCAUUACUGUAAAAGAAAUGUCAUACAAGUGAAGUUGUGUUAACACUGUCCCACAAGAUAGUGUCUUAUUCACCUAUCAGUUUUAAACAUUGCAUUCUUUUAUGUGCUCAUGUCAUUCAUUUUGUGCCUGCACAAGUAAACAAGUUUUGCUUGCGCAGUAACAUUUGUUCCAUAAAUGUUUUCAUUACUGCAUGUGACAAUAAACAUAAAGAAUCUGCUUUUGUCUGCAUCAAUGUUUGUGCCAA
Dermacentor andersoni is the source of this 4268-nucleotide messenger RNA. It is a transcript of the gene l(2)dtl, whose product is annotated as WD40 domain-containing protein denticleless. The record is from RefSeq and is a predicted model, not a curated record. NCBI's taxonomy places the organism in Eukaryota, Metazoa, Arthropoda, Arachnida, Ixodida, Ixodidae. Gene Ontology annotation, biological process: proteasome-mediated ubiquitin-dependent protein catabolic process. Gene Ontology annotation, molecular function: protein binding; protein-macromolecule adaptor activity. Gene Ontology annotation, cellular component: nucleus.